Messenger RNA from Anolis carolinensis (green anole), 8326 nucleotides. It is a transcript of the gene tnpo1, whose product is annotated as transportin 1. The record is from RefSeq and is a predicted model, not a curated record. Lineage: Eukaryota; Metazoa; Chordata; Lepidosauria; Squamata; Anolidae. Gene Ontology annotation, molecular function: nuclear import signal receptor activity; small GTPase binding. Gene Ontology annotation, biological process: protein import into nucleus. The transcript is spliced from 24 exons. Gene Ontology annotation, cellular component: cytoplasm; nucleus. The coding region runs from base 341 to 3013 and encodes 890 amino acids.
CGGCGCUGGCGCUGCUUUCGGGGCCAGAUUGCAAAUUGCGCUUCGUGACUCAGUGGGCUCCUCCGCGCGGCGCACGGCAGGCGGCGGCAUUCGAGGAGGCGGAAGGCGGAGCAGCGCGAGCAGGAGCCCGGCCUGGAGGAGGAAGAGGAGGAGGCGCCCUCUCGCUCUCUCUCUCUCGAGAAAGGCUCCGGGAAGCGGCCUGCGAGUGGGAGGGAGGGAGCGAGAGAGAGAGAGAGAGAGGCCGGACGGACGGAAAGCGAGGAGGUGGGCCCUCCCCGCUGAGGCCUAGCGCGGUCGCCGCUGCCGCCGCCGCCUGUUGUCUCCUCCUUGGCCUCCCAAGAUGGAGUACGAGUGGAAGCCCGACGAGCAGGGGCUGCAGCAGAUCCUGCAGCUUCUCAAGGAGUCGCAGUCUCCGGACACCACCACGCAGCGCGCCGUGCAACAAAAACUGGAACAACUCAAUCAGUAUCCAGACUUCAACAACUACCUGAUAUUUGUUCUCACAAAGCUAAAAUCUGAAGAUGAACCUACACGGUCGUUGAGUGGUCUUAUUUUGAAAAAUAAUGUGAAAGCUCACUUUCAUAAUUUUCCAAAUGGAGUAACUGACUUCAUUAAAAGCGAGUGCUUAAACAAUAUUGGUGAUUCCUCUCCACUAAUCAGAGCCACUGUAGGUAUCUUGAUUACAACCAUUGCCUCAAAAGGAGAAUUGCAGAAUUGGCCUGAGCUUUUACCAAAGCUUUGUAGCCUGCUAGAUUCUGAGGACUACAAUACUUGUGAGGGUGCAUUUGGAGCUCUUCAGAAGAUUUGUGAAGAUUCUGCUGAAAUUUUAGAUAGUGAUGCAUUAGAUCGACCUCUCAAUGUUAUGAUCCCUAAGUUUUUGCAGUUCUUCAAGCAUAGCAGCCCAAAAAUAAGGUCCCAUGCAGUUGCUUGUGUUAAUCAAUUUAUCAUCAGUAGGACUCAGGCCCUUAUGUUGCACAUAGAUGCAUUUAUUGAGAAUCUUUUUGCAUUAGCUGGUGAUGAAGAGCCUGAAGUACGUAAAAACGUAUGUCGGGCGCUGGUGAUGCUGCUCGAAGUUCGAAUGGACCGUUUACUUCCUCAUAUGAUUAGUAUUGUUGAGUAUAUGCUACAGAGGACUCAAGACCAAGAUGAAAAUGUGGCUUUGGAGGCUUGUGAAUUUUGGCUGACGUUGGCUGAACAGCCAAUUUGUAAAGAUGUAUUAUGUCGGCACCUUGCCAAGUUGAUACCUGUUUUAGUAAAUGGCAUGAAAUACUCAGAAAUUGAUAUUAUUCUGCUGAAGGGUGAUGUUGAAGAAGAUGAGGCCAUCCCGGAUAGUGAGCAAGACAUUAGGCCUCGGUUUCACCGUUCCCGAACUGUAGCACAGCAGCAUGAAGAAGAUGGUAUUGAAGAGGAUGAGGAAGAGGAAGAUGAGCUUGAUGAUGAUGACACAAUUUCUGACUGGAAUUUAAGGAAAUGUUCUGCUGCUGCCCUUGAUGUUCUUGCCAACGUAUUCCGCGAUGAACUGCUGCCACACAUAUUGCCCCUUCUAAAAGAAUUGCUUUUUCAUCCUGAGUGGGUGGUGAAAGAAUCAGGCAUCCUAGUGCUAGGAGCAAUUGCUGAAGGUUGUAUGCAGGGUAUGAUUCCAUAUCUUCCCGAGCUAAUCCCUCACCUUAUUCAGUGCCUCUCCGAUAAAAAGGCUCUUGUGCGCUCCAUUACUUGCUGGACUCUUAGCCGCUAUGCACACUGGGUCGUCAGUCAACCCCCAGACACGUACUUGAAGCCAUUAAUGACUGAGUUGCUAAAGCGUAUCCUUGAUAGCAACAAGAGAGUACAAGAAGCUGCCUGCAGUGCCUUUGCUACUCUAGAAGAGGAGGCUUGUACAGAACUUGUUCCUUACCUUGCUUAUAUACUUGAUACUCUUGUCUUCGCAUUUAGUAAAUACCAGCAUAAGAAUCUGCUCAUUCUUUAUGAUGCCAUAGGAACUUUAGCAGAUUCUGUAGGCCAUCACCUAAACAAACCAGAAUAUAUUCAAAUGCUUAUGCCUCCACUAAUACAAAAAUGGAACAUGUUGAAAGAUGAAGAUAAAGAUCUUUUCCCUUUAUUAGAGUGCCUAUCUUCGGUUGCCACUGCCUUGCAAUCUGGCUUCCUUCCAUACUGUGAACCAGUGUACCAGCGCUGUGUAAACCUGGUACAGAAGACUCUUGCACAAGCCAUGUUGCACAAUGCUCAACCAGAUCAGUAUGAAGCUCCAGAUAAAGACUUUAUGAUUGUGGCUCUUGAUUUACUUAGUGGGCUAGCUGAAGGACUUGGAGGCAACAUUGAACAGCUUGUGGCUCGGAGCAAUAUCCUGACACUUAUGUAUCAGUGCAUGCAGGAUAAAAUGCCUGAGGUACGGCAAAGUUCUUUUGCCUUGCUAGGUGAUCUGACAAAGGCAUGUUUUCAACAUGUGAAGCCCUGCAUUGCUGAUUUCAUGCCAAUUUUGGGAACCAACCUAAACCCAGAGUUCAUUUCUGUGUGUAACAAUGCCACUUGGGCAAUUGGAGAAAUUUCUAUUCAGAUGGGUAUAGAGAUGCAGCCUUAUAUUCCUAUGGUCUUGCACCAGCUAGUAGAAAUCAUUAACAGACCCAACACACCAAAGACUUUGUUAGAAAACACAGCAAUAACAAUUGGUCGUCUUGGUUACGUUUGUCCUCAAGAGGUGGCCCCCAUGCUACAGCAGUUUAUAAGACCCUGGUGUACCUCUCUCCGAAACAUAAGGGACAAUGAAGAAAAAGAUUCAGCUUUCCGUGGGAUUUGUACCAUGAUUACUGUCAAUCCAAGUGGAGUAGUCCAAGACUUUAUAUUUUUUUGUGAUGCUGUUGCAUCAUGGAUUAGUCCAAAAGAAGAUCUCCGGGACAUGUUCUGUAAGAUUCUUCAUGGAUUUAAAAACCAAGUUGGAGAUGAAAAUUGGAGGCGUUUCUCUGACCAGUUUCCUGUUCCCUUAAAAGAGCGCCUUGCAGCGUACUAUGGAGUUUAACCUAGUGUAAUCAAGCUGCAGUACCAUAAUUAGAGGUCCUUCGGUCUGGAAGACUAGGAGGGAGCCUCUGCACCCAGGGAAAAAAAUGUUACCCUUUACUGGGGGGAAGGGCAAACCAGUAGGGAAUACAGUACAAUCCCAAGCCUACUGGGAGGGGCGGGAGGGAGGUGUUGCCGUCACUGUAUUAAGCCGACGUUGGGAAAUGUUUUAACAUCUGGAGCUUUUGUGGGUGGAAAUCUGUCUCCUGUUACAACUCUACACUGGAUGUGAAGAAGCGCAAAAAAAAAAAAAAAAGCAACAGCAUAUUCUGCAAUAUUACGGGCAACUGUACCAAAAUGAAAACUAUAAAAUUGAACCAUAGGGAUAUAUAAAGAGGAAAUACAUUGUGUUCAAGUGAUAAAGGAAACCGAAGAAUGAGGAUUACAGACAGUAAAAGGUGUUGUAACAAGGGGUUUCUGCAUUGUUUCAUCUUGAUGGGAUUCCUAGGUAUUGCAUGUUGAUGAAGAACUAAACAAAUGAAGUUAGGACAGUUAAAAUUAAGCUUGCUGCUGGUAUUAGGAGCAAGUACUUGCAGCGUAUAAAUUUAAAUCACCCCAUGAUAAAGUAAUAAAAGUGAGUGCGAACAAAAUGAAGCAACCUGCAAGAUGCCAAAUGAGUCACUCCUUUUCAUUUGGGGGAGGGGGGAGGGACAUUUCAGAAGAAAGGUGAACCUUUAAUUUUUACAUUAAAACUUUAAAAGGUAGUGGGUAUGAUUUGAUGGUUGUACUUCAUUAGAUUUAAUUUCUAGAAUAAGUCAUAAUUCUUAAUGUGCAGUUUAAGGUUCAGGCAUGCAUUUUGGAUCAUAGUGGUCGAGCGUAUUUUUAGUGGGAAAGUAGCAUGCUUGCAUCAAAGAGUGAGAGUGGUAUUCAUUUACUUACAUUGCGCCAGUUUUGUGUUGCAGUUUACCAAUUCAGUAUAGCCCUGCAUUUAAAAUUCCUUUAAGAUUCUGUGGAUUUUAUUUUAUUUUUAUUAAGGAUAUAGGUAAAAAACAAAUACUGUAGUUACAACUAGGCCUCGAAAUAUCUUUUUAGGAUCUCUUAGGAAAUAAGAUUGAUAUUGUAUUGUGUAACCUGCACAAUGUGGAAAGCUCCUGUGCAAAGUUUUGCCUCUGUGCCGUCAGUGUGAUGUGCUUUCUGCAUGGUUAUACUAGUGAUUUUUAUCAAACCUAAAAUGAGUUACAUGGUAAGACCUGUUUAAGGCUACAUAAAUGUUAGUUGGCGCGUAAAGACAAUUGUAGAAAAUUGAUAACAUGAUUGCUACAUUUCAGUGUUUAUUCCCAUCAAACAUAUUAUCUAUAUUUCUUCUCUCCCCACUCCCCUUCCUCACAAAGCAUGAUCUUAAGAGAUGCGUAAAUUAGUAGAUGUAAAGCAGGGUAUCUACACUAUAUCGGCGCAUGUUGGUGGCCCUAUGUGUCCUAGAGAGAAAUCACACAAGGGUGCAAGUUCAAAGCUACAGAGUGAAAGUUAGUUUGGAUCCUUUUCAUUUCAUUUGUUUACCUUUUCUGUUUUCCCUCCUCUAUUCACUUGUAUUCCUGUGAAUAAAUCCUUGUUAAGUUAACCCUUUACUUUUCUUUCCAUGUGUAUUUUCUUAUGUACUGUGAAUGUGAAAAUCUAACUGGUACACUUGAUUUUGUGUUACUAUAAAAGUGAAAAUUGUGAUUAAUGUUGAAUGCAUAUAGGGUAUCCCAUGAUGAUAGAAGAAAAUGGAGAAUAAAUAACUCUGCUGGUCAGAGCUGAAGCCACACUUUUCCAUUUUCUCUUAAGUGCUGCAAAAUUAAUCUCUGCAAAAAAAAAAUGUCAAGAAAAAAAGCCAUAACACCCGCCUUACAUUUUAGCUUCUCAUUUUUGCAUUGCAAAAAAACAAAUACUGGAUAACUGUUUUUAGGGACUGACUUUGCAUGACUUGGUUCUUUUUAAGGUUGUAUGAUUUAGCCAUUGCACUGAAGUUAAAUCUUGUAUGAGUAUGAAUUUACGAAAUGUAAAUUCAGGUUUUUGUUUAAUGUAUGGGAGCAUGUACAAAUCUUAUACAUUCCUUUUUUUUUUUUUUUGCUUUGCAAAUUUAAAUGACUUAAAUAUGCUUGGAAGCAACAUUUUUAAUACAUGUCCUGAAUUAAAGCCUAUAAAGAAUGCAAGUGAUGCUACUACACCAUGAUAUCCACUGGAACAAAACUGCACAUGGCAAUCUACUUUCAUGUUAACUCGCUGUGUGAGAAGCCACAGCAUUUCUUUUGGCUGAGAACAUUUAGUUGUAGCUUUUUUCUGAUCAAAGAAGUGAUACAAAUUCCCAAGGAAAUGAAUAUUUAGUAAGGGUGAAGACUUGCCUUAGAUGAGGGUUUACAUUUAAUUUUGCUGUGGACAGUGCAUUAGGCCAAGCUUUCUCUUUGGAGUUCUUUAAAAUGUAAAUUAUUUGUUAGGCCCUUGUAAAGUUGAACUGUUAAGUUGCAGAUAACAUUAAAGAUUAGCACACUAUAACCACUUAUAUAAAUAGAAUCAAUUUUAUUACAUGGGUUAAUAUAGAGGGAUGUGACUGUUUUACUGUACUAAUCUGAUCAUGCAGAAAAGUAACAAAAAAGCAAUAUUACAGUUUAACAUGAUUAAUUGUUUAUAAGUUCAUGCUUUAUUCAUACAAAAUAAGGUAUAAUGCAGUUGCAGAAGCCACUUCAGUUAGAAUUUGGGAGUAAGGAGAGCUCUGAUACAACACUAACAGUUGUAAAUCAAAUACAUUGCAUCAUGGGAUAUAUAAAGCAUCUUAAUUCUUUCCAUGUUGUCUUGACAAUUCUUGAAUGUUGACUGAAUGUUGAUAACUGGUAGAAUUGUGAGUUUGUCUUUGUUACAUUCCAGUGUUCUCUGCCUCUUGGCAUGCUAUAAGCACGGCUUACUAAAUUUGCUCCUUAUGACAGUGAAUAAAGUGCUUAGUGUGCUAAACUACAGAAAUAGCCGCUGCUAAGUGAUGUAGAUUUUCUACUUGAAUAUUUUGUUGUAGGAACCUCAGGAGGUCAGUGUUUACUGUUUUUAUAUAUGCCUUUGUUUUCAUGUCCAAGGCCCCCUGCUUUUGAAGGAUUCUAACAGUGAACAAAGCUGCUGAUCAACCUAAGUUGGUAACAGAAAGUGUAUUUUAAAAAUUGUUUAAACGGCAUCUCUUUUGCAGUUUAGCUUGUCCAAUACAAUAGGAUUUUCUAAUAGUAUCCUUUGUGACAAUUAAGGGAAAAUGUCUCCUUUCAUUUCUUUUAGUCUGAGGGGAAUAGAUACAUUUUGUAAAUUUUUAAAGCUCAGUUUUCCUUUUUAAAUUGGUGGUAUAUGCAUCAGUUAUAAGGGUGAGAUCCUAAGACAGCCUUCUUCAAUCUGGCCCACUCCAGAGCGAUGUAGCCCAAUGUAUCUGGAGACUGCUAGUUUGGAGAAGUCAGCUCUAACGCUUUGCACCCUGGUUCUUUGAGAGGUUGACUCUGAUGUCAGUUCUGUUCACUUCAUUGAGGCUCGCUUCCAAGUAAGUAUGCUUAGGAUUGUUGCCUUGGCUUCAUGCCACACAAAGAAAGGGGUGCAGUCAUGGCAACAUGAAUAGAACAAUGUGUGUUAGAAUACAUAGCCAACAAGAUGUUUUAAAAACAUUGAAAUAAUUUUAGUUUUGUAAUAAAACACUUGAUACACACUGUGAUAAUUAUUUUUUUCUUUAGCAUUGGCAUGAAUUACUUAAGCUACAUGAAUACUGUGUAAUUUAGAUUUAUACUACUUGUAAGAAGAUUUCCAAAGCUGAAACUUCUCUUGUUUGAAUAAGAAAUAUUCAUACUAGUUUUAUCUCAGGUAAAAGACUCUUGUACUCUUUUUUGUUUAGAUAGAAGAGGCUUCUAAUAUAUCUUAAGUGUACCAGUUUGUCUUUCAUAUAGGAACUGCCUAGUGUCUUAAACUCUCAUACAUAAAUUAACUUACUGUGGGACAGCAAUGACUUUGCUUCAAUAUAAGUCACCUAUUUUAUUCAUAUUGAAUGUAUUAAAUAAAGAUGUGUAACAUUCUUCCUAAGAGAAGAAUGCAUCUGUGCGAAAUAGCACCUAAAAUCACCAUAAAGAGUGCUUUAUAUUGUGCGGUAUAAAGUUACGUUCCUGAUUUUUAAAAAGCAAUUUAUGGCUUGGCAUAAAUAUUUCUGAUAUAUUUUCCUGUGUAAAUGCCUAUACCUUUCUAGAGUACUAUGUAGAGUCUUAAAAAAUACCACUUUGUAGUGCAGUCCUAGGCAGUAAACUUUAAUCAAGACCAGACACUCUGCUCCUCUUAAGCUAAUGAAUGCUGAGCAGUUGUCUCCUAAAAGUUGCUGUUUACAUACAAAUUUAUUAUGUAUGGUGGAAACAUUGAGCUGUCUGGGAUGCUUCAGUCUUGAGAAGACAAUUUUUUUACAUUUUAAUGCAGUUCUACUCAACACUGAACUCAGAUUGAAGAUGCUGUUCAAUUCAGAAUGAUAUCUGUAGCCAAACAUUGCUCUUUGGACUUAAUUGUCAAACCAAUUCAGUGUUAGGCUGUCUGAAAUGAAACUGUAAUAAGGGCAUAUAUUGUCCCUAAGAGACCGAGUUAAAUCAAUACAUAACAGGGGAACUCUUAAUGGUUAUAUUGAAGUAAACCUCUACUCCUUUUGUUUUUCUGGACAAAUAUACUUUCAAAAAACAGUUAAAUUGAAAAUUAGCUUUGAUACUGAUGUCUUUUCUGUCCCUCCUACUUCAACAUGUCAGUUCAUUUAACUGCUCUUUUUCAGAUUGAUGUACAGUGAAAUCCUUAAUAACCUUUUAAAAGUGUUCUUUCCAAAAAAUUUAAAGCACUCUUUCUUUUUGUGCUCACCUAUAUCUAAAGAUAAUCAAGAGUUCUUCUCUCAUUUAACUCUUGCCUAUCCUAAAAUGUACUAGAGUUGGAUGUAAUAACAAUAGCUGAAGUAGCAAAAUGGCCAGAUCUUUCUGCUGACAACUUAGGUUGUGUGCGUUUUGCUUGAAAGCUUUAAAUUGGAUGUGUUUUCCUGUGUUAGAAUAUUCCCUUCAAACAUAUCCUUCAACCUGCUUUACUUCAAUUUUUUCUUGUCUGCCUCUGCUAACACAACUUCAUUUAAAAUAGAACAUGGUUUUGAUUUUUUUGAUAAGCUGCUGAAUUCUAAAGAGUUUUUUGGGGCCACCAAAUAUUUUGGAUCAUGCAGAGAAUAUAUAUUGUAAUGUAGUAAUUUUGUAUUUACAUUUGUAUGAUGUGACAAUAGACGUGAAUGUUAAUCACUUGCUUGACUAUGUUAAUAAAAAUUUGUUUAAAUAUA